CUCGACUCGUAACAAGAAGCUCCCUCGCGCCCGACAUCCGUUGUAAGGGCGAAAACUCAAUGAAAUUCAAGUCAUCUUCUUGACCAAAAUUAACAUCCAUUCUACCAGCGUUAAGAGAACGUCAAGAUAUCGCCUCACUUCAUACAGCAAGAGAUAAUUUUUGGGGAACUUUGAGUAUAAGGUUUUAUUUUAUUUUUGUAUUUUUCUUUAAAAACCUUUUUCUUUACAGAAAAAAAAUCAAAAUAUUCUAGGCCUCUCUCUUUUCGUCCUCUCUUUCUCUUUCAAAAAAAGUCUGAGCAACUAUUCCCCACAAUAUUUUUCGUUCUCGGACUGCUUCACACUUUAUUCGAGGACGGAAAUCUCGCAGUAAAUCGCUUGGACGGCUCGUAUAUGUGAUUGGUUUAACAAGUACCUUUAUUCUUCAGUGAGAGAUCAUGGAGCGCGACUCUACCGAGGGAGGGGCAGAAGACCUGCUCCUGGAAGACAAAGUUUCAAAACUGCGUGCAGGGUCACUUCAUAAAAAUGAACUAGCUGAGGCCAUGGAAGUGGAACAGGAAGGACUAGUAGAACAUCAGCCUCUGGAGCAGGAUGACCUCAACUUUGAGAAAUGGAAGCCCAAGCCAAAGCCCAAGAGGACACUGCAUGAGAAAAUCGAUGACCUAAAGACAUACCUGUGGAAUGCAGAGACUAAGGAGUUUAUGGGUCGCUCAGGGAAGAGUUGGAGCCUUAUUCUGCUCUUCUACUCAGCAUUAUACAUUUUCCUGGCAGCCAUGUUUGCUGGCUGUAUGUGCUGCCUGAUGUGGUCAAUAAGCCCCUAUGCUCCCACCUACAAUGACAGAGUGAUGCCACCAGGUAUGACAAUGUCCCCUCAUGUAGAUGUAGCUCAUGGGUUUGACAUUGCUUUUAACGCCUCAGACCGUAGCUCAUGGAAGAAGUAUGCAAAAUCACUGGAAGCCUAUCUAAAACCCUAUGACGAUGCAGUUCAGGAGAGGCGAAACAUUUUAUGCGAAGGAAAUACGUAUUUCAUGCAGGAUGACUUGGAGGAGAGUGCUGAGCGAAAGGCAUGCCAGUUUAAGAGGUCCUGGCUGGGGGAGUGCUCCGGCCUACAGGAUCGAGAUUUUGGCUACUCAAAGGGAAAACCCUGCAUUCUCCUUAAAAUGAAUCGGAUUCUUGGGUACCUGGCUGGUCAAGGCACUGCAGUAAAUGUUUCAUGUGGAGUAAAGAAAGGGUCAACUGAAGGCCUCGGAGAAGUUGAGUUCUUUCCCAAAAAUAUCUUUAACUUGCGUUACUACCCCUACUAUGGGAAACUGAGACAUGUAAACUACUCUUCACCACUGGUGGCUGUGCGCUUCCCUAGAGUCCAGUAUGACACCCAACUACAUGUUCAAUGCAAACUAAACGGCAAGGGCAUCAUCAACGAUUCAGCAACUGACCGUUUCUUGGGUAGCGUGUCUUUCACUUUAGAAGUGGGUGCAUAGGAUUGCAUUAGACAUAGAGAAAUUGAUAUUACAAAUUCUCAGAAUAUGUUCUAGGUAAUGAAAUAGACCAGUGUGCUGUCUUUACCCCUCUGAUUAUGCCUCUGGCAACCAAUGCACUAUACAUGUCAGAGCAGUGAUACUACUAUACACUUCCUUUUCAAACAAGGAAUCUACCAGUAAGUAAAGAUCGAGCUGAAUAUGCAGUGCAUUCAUAGGUCACAUUCAGUAAUGUAACAGUGAGUACCCAGUAAACAGAGACUGACAGGGCUGAAAUGUCAUUAUAGAAUACAAUGAAAGUAUGAAAAGACAUCAAGAUGUGAAGAUCAAAUAAUAGCUAUUGAGGCAUAAUCACUCAAACAUACAGUCUACAGUAAGAAGUAGGCAAAACAAUUCUCCAGAUCAGUAUAAACUUUAGAAUUAACAUGAAUUAAACAUUUUCAAUAAGUUCUUUUGGUAAGUCAGAUGUGUAUAUAACAUUAAAAAAAUGUUUUAAUGAUUUUUCUCUAAGUUACUGUCUGUUAAAUUCCCCCUCUUUUGUGCAAAUCGACUGCACAAGAGAAAACAGGAAAGGUUAUUUCUGCCAAGAGCCAGUUAGUAACGUAAUAUCCUUUUGCUUGCUCAUUUAAUGGAAUAACAAUCGGAUGAGGUUUAGAAUCAUUAAUUCUAUUGUACAUUUUGGACUAAACAUUUUUUCUUUCGUCUUCUUCUUUUGGAUGUACAACUAAAUUAUGAUUCCAGAGACAAAUGUAUUUUACUGAAAAGUGGGACGUCAUGCCCUUUUCAUCAUUUUCACAGAGAUUCAUAAUUAAAUACAAGUUGAUCCUCUUAAUUAGGCAAUCAUGCAACCAAUACUGUACUUCAUUAAAACUUAUUGAAAUAUUUCAGAGAAUUAAUCUUCUCUAUAGCAUGAAAAUAUCUGUUCAGUUACCUGUAAGAAGGAUUUCAACAGUAUUAUUUAUUAAUUGUAUUUGAAUAUGUUGUCACGGUACAAAUAUUUACAGAGUGUAAUGGUGAGAUGGAAAUUGGUAACUGCACAUCUUUGUUACUCAGUAAAUACAAUGGAAUAUCCAAUGGCUGACAAAGAUUUGCUAGCUCAUGUUUUUAAAAACACUCAUGUUCUAGCAUAAACAAUAAAGAUGGAUGAGAAUUAACGGAAUCAAACCUUUCUGCUCAGUUUUCCAUUCCAUUUCAAUUAGAUGUACAUCAUUUAAACAGAAAAGUCACCACUAUACUACAUCUUCCAUGCAGUCAAGUGUGUUUUAGGUGAUACAGAUAUUACUCUCGGUAAUAUGCACACUUAAGCGAGAAGCUUCAAGAGAGGCACAAUUCUGGUGACUUGUGUCAUAUGUAACUUUUAUAGCAGCAGCCCUGCUCCAAGUCCAUCAGCACAAGAUAGAGGUUUACAAGUCAUGUGAACAGUGCUGUUUGCUGAUGGUUAACAAAGCCAGUUAUAAGAUAAAUAUAAAUCUACUCGGAAAAUUUCUCCAUUCCAAAACCACAGAUUGAAAAGGGAAAGAGAGAGAGAGCGAGGAUUAAAAAAAAAAAAGAAAUGGGAAGACUUGUACAAAAACAGAAAAGCCAUUUUAUUGAAAUUUUUUCCACUUUGAACCAACAUUCUUAACCUGACAGAGAAAAGUCCUAUAAAAGGAACAAUGUGCAACUAAAAUGCAAUAUUCAAUUAUCUUUUUUGGGGAGUAGACUAAAUCUACUCCAAACAGUAGCUUUGUUCUUAGAAACUGUAUUUGAACAUUGUAUGCAUGUGUCCAGACUAAAUCCACAAAUUCAUGUAGGGUUUUGUGGCUAACAGGCAUUUUAUACCACUUUCAACAGAGGGGAUCUAAAGAAAGGAAAAGAAAAAAAAAAAACCCCACACCUCAAAUUAAAAUGCUGGUAAAU
This is a messenger RNA of Myxocyprinus asiaticus (Chinese sucker), 3374 nucleotides long. Its product is annotated as protein ATP1B4-like. NCBI's taxonomy places the organism in Eukaryota, Metazoa, Chordata, Actinopteri, Cypriniformes, Catostomidae. The record is from RefSeq and is a predicted model, not a curated record. The coding region runs from base 435 to 1478 and encodes 347 amino acids. Gene Ontology annotation, cellular component: sodium:potassium-exchanging ATPase complex; nuclear inner membrane. Gene Ontology annotation, biological process: potassium ion transport; sodium ion transport; regulation of DNA-templated transcription. The transcript has 8 exons.